Messenger RNA from Chaetura pelagica (chimney swift), 1522 nucleotides. It is a transcript of the gene SUCLG2, whose product is annotated as succinate-CoA ligase, GDP-forming, beta subunit. NCBI's taxonomy places the organism in Eukaryota, Metazoa, Chordata, Aves, Apodiformes, Apodidae. Gene Ontology annotation, cellular component: succinate-CoA ligase complex; mitochondrion. Gene Ontology annotation, molecular function: ATP binding; succinate-CoA ligase (GDP-forming) activity. The coding region runs from base 61 to 1215 and encodes 384 amino acids. Gene Ontology annotation, biological process: succinyl-CoA metabolic process; tricarboxylic acid cycle. The record is from RefSeq and is a predicted model, not a curated record. The transcript has 10 exons.
GCUGUUCAAUUAACCCCUAGACGAUGGCUGAACCUGCAGGAGUACCAAAGCAAAAAACUAAUGGCAGACCAUGGGGUUACAGUUCAGAAAUUCUUUGUAGCUGAUUCUGCAAAUGAUGCCCUGGAGGCUGCUCAGAGACUAAAGGCAAAGGAGAUUGUUCUGAAGGCACAGAUUUUGGCUGGAGGGAGAGGGAAAGGUGUUUUCAAUAGUGGAUUGAAAGGAGGAGUUCAUCUAACUAAGGACCCUAAGAUUGUUGAACAGCUUGCUAAACAGAUGAUUGGGUACAAUCUGUCAACAAAGCAAACUCCAAAGGAUGGUGUGACAGUUAAAAAGGUGAUGGUUGCAGAAGCGCUGAAUAUUUCCAGGGAAACAUACUUUGCAAUCUUGAUGGACAGAGCCUGCAAUGGACCUGUUAUGGUUGGCAGUCCACAGGGUGGUGUUGACAUAGAAGAAGUUGCAGUUACAAGCCCAGAACUUAUUUUUAAGGAGGAAAUAGAUAUUUUUGAAGGCAUAAAGGAUCAUCAGGCAUUGCAGAUGGCAAAAAAUUUGGGAUUCAAAGGACCUUUGCAACAGCAGGCAGCAGAUCAAAUUAAGAAGCUGUAUAACCUUUUCUUGAAAAUUGAUGCCACUCAGGUUGAAGUGAAUCCCUUUGGUGAAACUCCAGAAGGACAAGUUGUUUGCUUUGAUGCCAAGAUAAACUUUGAUGACAAUGCAGAAUUUAGGCAAAAAGAAAUAUUUGCCAUGGAUGACAAGUCUGAAAAUGAGCCUAUAGAGAAUGAAGCUGCCAAAUAUGACUUAAAAUAUAUAGGACUGGAUGGAAAUAUUGCUUGCUUUGUCAAUGGAGCUGGGCUUGCAAUGGCAACAUGUGAUAUAAUAUCCUUGAAUGGUGGAAAACCAGCCAACUUCUUGGAUCUCGGUGGAGGUGUGAAAGAAGCACAAGUAUAUCAAGCAUUCAAGCUGCUGACUGCUGAUCCAAAGGUUGAAGCAAUACUUGUGAACAUUUUUGGUGGGAUUGUGAACUGUGCCAUUAUAGCCAAUGGUAUAACCAAAGCCUGCAGAGAGCUAGAGCUGAAAGUACCUCUGGUGGUCAGACUGGAAGGCACAAAUGUUCACGAAGCCCAACGUAUUCUGAACGAAAGUGGACUCCCCAUCAUGUCUGCAAAUGACCUUGAGGAUGCAGCCCAGAAGGCAGUGGCUAGUGUGGCCAAAAAAUAGCAACUUGAAGAUGUUCUGAUGGAGAGUGUGUGUUUCACAAGACUUCAUUCCUGUUGCUCUUUCAGAGAGGAUUAGUGGAGUUUUUCUAAGCAGUCAUCAGUGUUGGUGGACUUAAUUUGUGACACAUGACAAACUUAGGCCUUUGGUUUACAAGGUAGUCUUCAGAAAUUUUACAUCUACAUUCUUGAAAGGUUUGUAUGUGUUUGUAGCAUUUUGGUAAUUUUGUUGUUCAGACCUGUAAUAAGACUUCACUUCAUAAAGCCCUUUUUCUGCUUUCCUUCCAAAAUCAUCACUAGUAAACUCGAGA